GGAAGUGUGCUGCUCUUCCUGUGUUAUAUUCUAGUCAUUUAUUAAACGUUAACCUGCUUAGGUAUUGAAAAGCAGCUUUGACUGAAUGACGAAACUAUCAACAGUCAGUAUUUUCUUUACAGCUGAUUGUCCGUAAUAACAUUGACAGUUGCCUAGCUGCAAGAAAACGGUUUUAACGCACAUUAAGUGACGAAACCCUAAUGGUGACCAGAUGAAGAUGAAAUCCAACAAGAAGAAGUCUUUGCAAAACAAAUCAAAGAGAGGAGAGAAACAACAUGAUGUUCUGGUAGUUAAGACUGAAUGUGAACCAGAGGAGGAAGUGCACCUUACUAAUGGGGUGGGUCUGACCAUCCAAAUCAAGGAGGAACCACUCUCACUGGAGAUCAGUGAGCAGCACAAUGGACCCUCAUCAUGCUGCUCAGACACUAAGGAUGGGACUGAGGCAUGCAGGCCAGAUGUUCAGCAACACAUAAAGGAAGAGUGUGACUCUGAGCAUCCUCCAGAUCUCACUGAGGCUGCUGUCAAAGAGGAACCAGAGUCAGGGAUAAAAGAGGAGACACACAUUGAGCAGCAGAGAGGGGGGGAGGCAACAAUACACAUCAAGGGAGAUUAUGGAGAAGGAGAGAAGGACUGCAAAGAGUCAUCGUCUGACUUCUAUCCAUGUCCUCAUUGCGAUGUCUCCUUCACUGACCUGGACUUCCUGGAGAAGCAUGUCAAGUGGGUCCAUCAGAAGGAGUAUCUUGCCAAACUAAAGAAAUGCCUCUCAAGCCGCACACUGAACCUCAUCCCCAAACACCCGUGCACCGUCUGCAGCAGCACCUUUAAAUCUAAAGUACACCUUAGGCUCCAUAUACGUGAAGCCCAUCCUUCUGCUCCUCCUCGCAGACUCUUCCCCUGUCCGACAUGUGCGCGCAGCUUCCAGUACCUGAAGAAUCUGAAGAAUCACUGUCAGCGCUGGCACAGCAUGUCCGUGGCGACCAAAGGAGGACAUCUCAGCUGCGCCAAGUGUGGGAAGAGUUUCAAAGCUACCUGGGGUCAAGGGCCGCAUUUGUGUCAUGAGCAGCAAAACACAGAAGCCGAGGAUAAGCCAAUCUGUCUGGAUGUUGGUGUGAAGUGUCCAGAAUGUGGCAAGAUGAUAGGCACACCUCAAAGCCUGGAGGAUCACAUGCGCACACACACGGGUGACCGGCCGUAUGUCUGCAAGGAUUGUGGCCGGAGGUUUGUGGAGCGUAGCGGGUGGCGGCAACACAUGAAAAUACACUUAGGGGAGAAGCCUUACAAAUGCCAGGUGUGCGGGAAGGCCUUUUUAAGAUCACAUCACCUCAAGUGCCACUUAACCACACACUCGGGGAAGAAGGAAUACUCUUGUUCUGAAUGUGGAAAAGAGUUUGGAUUCAAGUCGAGUCUGACUCUCCACAUUAGGACGCACUCCGAUGAGAAACCCUUUCACUGCAAUGUGUGCGGGAAGGACUUCAUCACCCAGAGAAACCUCAGGGUUCACUCCAAAAUCCACAACAUUGAGAAAGCUCACCAGUGCGGUGACUGUGGGCUGAAGAUUGGAGACAUCGGGGCUUUGAAAAUACACCUGCGCACACACACCGGAGAAAGGCCUUACCACUGCACAGUCUGCGGCAAUAGGUUCAUUCGCCUAUCACAUCUGCGGAACCACCAACGCAUACACACUGGAGAGAAACCCUACAAAUGCAAUGAAUGCGACAAGAGUUUCACUCAGUCAGGUGAUCUGGCCAAGCAUAAGAGGAUACACUCUGGGGAAAAGCCCUUUGAAUGCCCAGAGUGCCACAAUCGUUUCACCUCGUCCGGCGAUCUGGGUAAGCACAGGAGGAGUCACACCAACCUGCGUCCCUACACGUGUGAAGAAUGUGGAAAAAGCUUUCGUUUGUCAGGACAUCUUAAAACUCACAUGUUAACCCACACAGGCGAGAAACCAUAUUCCUGCCCGAACUGCCUGCGCAGGUUUGCUCGCUCUCACCAUCUCUCUGGGCACGUGGCUAAAUGUCGCUGACUUUAACAAAAUGAUUAUAAAGGAGCUAUACUGAUUUUGAAGUGGUUAUUAAUAGAGAUGUAUGUACGUUUUUUUAAUUCAAAACUCAUAUCCGUAUAUGAUUAUUUAUAUAAUUGUUCAGUACAUUCCGUCACUCGGAUAGCAUUAACUUGUAAAGAAAAGUGGAAAAACACAUGGACAUUUUUGUUACUGCAUGUAACUUUAUUAAAGCAUUAUCCCAGGCCUUGUAGAUAGAUAGAUAGAUAGAUAGAUAGAUAGAUAGAAUCGGAGGGAUGAAACCCUCUAAUGGUCACACAUGCAGAGCACACGGCACGCACAGUGACAUUUAGAUUUAGAUUUAAAUUUAGAUUUAUGAUAAACCGGUUUGAAAAACACUAUUAUAAUGAAGGCUUGUUGUCAUCGUGUAAGGCAAAGUUCAUGGAGACAUGUUGUUAAUGUACGGUUGUGUGUUUCACAGAAAAAUGCUAUAUUAUUUGUAAAAAUGUAAUAAAUUAUUUGAUGAAUGCAUGAACACUAUGUGUAAUGCUACUGUGUCUUAAGAUACUGGGAGAGGGCAAAUUAUUUUAAGCCUUUUGUGCAAAAGUGUUAAAUGCCCACAAUAAGGAUGCCCAUAUUUCACGCAAGACUGA
This is a messenger RNA of Notothenia coriiceps (black rockcod), 2652 nucleotides long. RefSeq names its product zinc finger protein 2 homolog. Gene Ontology annotation, molecular function: DNA-binding transcription activator activity, RNA polymerase II-specific; RNA polymerase II cis-regulatory region sequence-specific DNA binding. The coding region runs from base 212 to 2023 and encodes 603 amino acids. Gene Ontology annotation, cellular component: nucleus. Lineage: Eukaryota; Metazoa; Chordata; Actinopteri; Perciformes; Nototheniidae. Gene Ontology annotation, biological process: regulation of transcription by RNA polymerase II. The record is from RefSeq and is a predicted model, not a curated record. The transcript is spliced from 3 exons.